Molecule: messenger RNA, 1992 nt
Organism: Filobasidium floriforme
Lineage: Eukaryota; Fungi; Basidiomycota; Tremellomycetes; Filobasidiales; Filobasidiaceae
Exons: 4
Coding region: 1-1992 (663 amino acids)
Source: RefSeq, a predicted model, not a curated record
AUGUCCACCCACAACAUCUCCGACGCCGACUUGACUCGACUCCUUCAACAGCGACUUGGAGGAGAUCGUCAGCUAGUCGAUCAGUGGGUCCAGCAAAUUGUAGCUCCUCUUCCUCCCAUGCCUGGUCGACCCGCCAUGGCUUCGAUUGAGCAACCUAGAGCUUCUACAGAACAACCUAGGGCUCCUUAUGCUCCCGUUACCCCUAUAGACCAGGUCGAUCUAUCGGCUUCAAACAACGCCGGUCUCAGGCCCUCGCAGAGCGCUGUUGCGAUUGAACGACAACAUACAGGAUACCCUCACCCGAGUCAAAUGAUCACAACCUUCCCCCCGCCCAAUCCCCCUAGCGGAUCAGCUACUGGCUCUACUCAACGGUUCCGGAAUGGAAGUUUCCAGAUGGCUACGGCUCGGGGCCUUCAGAAAAAGGCUACGGUAGCCCAAGCUAAGCCUUACCUCAUUGGCAAGACUUACAAUCGGGUUACCUAUAUUGGCUGUGGGUCUAUCCUUCGCAGGGAGGUCAUGUUAUGGAACAAGGCAAAGCCGAAGGCCGGCGCUAUGUUUGCCGAGGCCACAGAGACGACUGGGUACAGUCAGUUAAUCGACCUGACACCCGACAUGAACCCUACCGACAUUGCGAAGACUGUGUUGGACAAGUUUAGGGCCAAACAUGGGUCUCGCUUCCUUAUCAAACCCUUUUUAUGGGCCAAACUGGGUCAGGGCACGACUCGUUUCCACCCCGAGACGCUUGGACGGGCCUAUGAAUUCACGCUUAAGGAUUUACAGAAGAUGUAUCACAACUCUUCGUCAAUGUACAUCAUCGAGGAAGGGUGGGAGUUCCCUGCAAACGACUCUCCCGGUUGGAGAUACCAGAUCACAGCCGCUCAUAAGCAGGAAGGCGACAUGUGGGAAGAGGAUUUAGACAGCGACGACUCCGAUCAUCGCAAUGCGUUGAGGCCUUGCUCAGGGUGUAGGCGUAAAUACCCUUCGAUACAGCUACCUGUCCAUCAGCGCAAUUGUGUGCCCUUUCGUGAGCAGGAAGAGGGGGAAGAGGACAACAAGGCCAAAACAAGUCGAAAAAAGUCCAACUUGGCUCUCAACGGAAAGGUCAAAGCCGAACCUGGUCUCAAGCUUGAGCCGACUAGCCCAUCUUACACUCGUCCCCGUCCCCGGCCAAAACAGAAGUGGAAGGGUAAGGGGAAGCAAAGGGCUACCUCUGUAUCCUCCUCAGGAAUCUCUAUCGUGAGCGUGAUCGAUUCAGAUGAUGAGCAGUCUGCUCCUGCUUUGGGAAAACUCCUCUCGAAAGUCGCCCAACAUCCAGCGUUCGGCGCACGAUGGCUGUCGAAUCAGAAACAACGGCUUAGGUCUCACCUUGACUUGGCCAACUCGUUAGGUGGGGUCGAUAGCAGUAACCCAACCUCAACUGGACGAGCCGAGUCUUCUUACGACCAGACUGAGUCAGGUUCGGGCGCAGGCCCCUUCGACGGCACCGAAUCGUUCUCGUUUGAACGCUCGGCUGGAGAUCAGCAAUUGCUGGAGAGCAUGGGACUCCCGCAGGUCGACGAGCAUAGUCAGACUAGCGACCAUUUCCUUGAUGAGCUGGACCCCAACUUCCCGUUCCAGUACCUCGACAUGGACGCACAGGGCGCAGUCGAAGCAACCCAGGAUGGCAAUCAGAGGACUUCAAUGGAACCAGGAAAUGUUUCGCAUGAGAUUGGUCCAGCAAACGUGGACAACACCGCCUGUCCUGCUGAAGAGACUGUAUCUUCUACAGCGUCAAAGGAACUUGACCCUUCCACCUCGACUGCUGCUGCUGCCACUUCUACCUUGCAGCAAAGGUCCGGAGGCGGACGCAAGAGGAAGCACGAGGCAAUGAGCUCUGCAGAUCUUCCCGAGAGCUCAGCAGCCGCAAGGACACGUGCUGCAAAGGCUUUGGAGCAACAACAAGCAGUGGGCAAAGGGCAACGAAGGAAAAGGCUGCCGGCCAAGCUUCAAUAG